Molecule: messenger RNA, 5372 nt
Organism: Exophiala viscosa
Lineage: Eukaryota; Fungi; Ascomycota; Eurotiomycetes; Chaetothyriales; Herpotrichiellaceae
Product: polypeptide N-acetylglucosaminyltransferase
Exons: 1
Coding region: 413-5296 (1627 amino acids)
Biological process (GO): protein O-linked glycosylation
Molecular function (GO): glycosyltransferase activity; protein binding
Source: RefSeq, a predicted model, not a curated record
CUAUCCCGUACCUCGCGUCCACAGCAGCCUCCGGAACAUCACCUUCCCCCUUGCGUCCUCGAUCAGAGACAUCUAGACCAGUAUCGAUACAAUCGACGGGCACAGACGUUCACAAUCAAUCCAUAUCUUUACACCGCCCUAGCCACAUCCGCUAUCCCUCAAGAUAUUCAUUCUGCCACACCCAUGACUGCGUGGACUCUCCCACGUAGGAGCAAUACAGGAGGAACACAAUGAGCGACGGGUUUGGGCACAAGAGCAGGGCGCAUUGCCUUCUUAUAUUACCGUUUGGGUCGUUGAGACGACACUUCCACGUUACCUUUGAGGCAGGUUGAUACUCUGGUUGUCUGCCUACAUAUCGCACACUUUACCUCACCUCUACCUCAGUCCUUGGUCCACUCACGAACCUUGGAGAAUGCUAUCCAAUCCCCACCAACUCAGACACACGAUGGAUUCCGUCAGAGACCCAAAUGUGUACCUCCGUCGACCGAAUGGUGCUGCAUCACGUCAGUAUGCUAUUCCUGCUGAUUUAGGGUCUCCACGGCAUGGUAGACAUGGUUCCACGGGCCUGACAUAUGUUGAGCAUGAACUUCUGCGACAGCGAAAGACGCCCUACGGAAGGAUGGUUGAGCAAGACACAGCCGUCCUGGACGAGAACUUCCAGUUCCCAGCAUCCAAGCAUCUGCUCCUUUCCUCUUCGCCAGGACCCAAAUCGGCUAUACCGUCCUUGACAAAUCGAUGGUCAGAUUCCAAUCAGAGGCAACGAUCAGGAGGGUUUGGAGGAGCGGAGUUCGAACAAGAUGGGAGACAGGAGAAACGAUCGCGUUCCUAUGCAUCAUCUCAGCAAUAUCCGUACCGACCAGCUUGGGACUUUCCUGGUGGGCUUGACUCGAUGCUCAACCAAACGAUUCCGCUCUACCCGACUCAGAGAUAUUUCGUCCAGCCAGGAUCAAACGUUCCCACCGUCUUACCCGCAACGCUUCACUCCCAAUUCGGGCCUACGGCUUCCGCCGGUCAAGAGAUGUAUGGACCUUACUGGCCUGACGGCACCUACAACCCUUAUCGCCCAGCAGCCAUCCGAGAUAGUCGCUUCUUCCCACGCGCUCCGAUCGAGAGAUUUCCUCUGGAGCAUGCUCAACAUCCACAAACGUUCCAACAACAUAACCAGUUUUCCGUACCACAACCCAAGGCAUAUAUGCCAUCCUUUCCGCCCCAUAUGUUGGCCGCUCCCUUAAAAUCUGUCGAGUCACCAGCCGCAAAAUGGCAUACUCUGCAGAAUACGUACCAGAGUCCUCACUAUUCAUUUCCUCAACAGUACUCGCCUCCAGACGAGUCAAUGUCCGAUCCCAUAACAAUAGCCAGGCCGACGUUGGCUUCUCUCAUGCCCGGUCCAGGUUCAGAGCGAGUUGCUUUCAGAGACAGGACAUUUGCAUGGGCAAACAAAAUCUAUACAGAUCUCCUCCAAACGAUUCGAUCAACAGCCAAAGACCAACGGGCAACUGGGAGCAGCCUGUCGGAAAUGAGAAUGGCAGUCAAGCCUGCCAUUUUUCCAAAGCCCCCGAGACGGUCUGGGUCGCAUUUUCACAAUGGGUCAAUGGACCAAGUACUACAACACCAAAAACAGUCAGAUGCCUUCUCCUCCGAUGGUGUUGACUAUUCUGUUCGUGACACCCCGAGCCGACCUCAGACGGCAAUAUUUAGACCACAGCAGAAACAAUCGGGGUAUGAACAGCAGUCAUUCACAGCGCCGGGAUCUGGACAAUUUUCUGGAAAUCAAUAUCCACAAAGAGACCGAAUGCCUGAGGUCCGCCAGCCUCGCAACGCCACGAUGGACAUGUUACCACGACCACCAUCCUACGAGUCCGCCAUGGCUGCGCUGAAAACCAUGGAGUUACUUUGUCAAGAAGCGGAUACUCCGUGGCUUGACGGCAUGCUCCUGGCCGGAUGCCUAGCUUAUGGACUUGGGAAUUACGCUAAAGCCGAAGAAUGGUAUCGUGCAGUGUUGAAGCACGACCCGGGCCACAUCGAAGCUAUGUCUAAUCUCGCAGCAACAUGUCAUGCUCUCCACCGUCGUGAGGACGCCCUCAAAUAUUGGUCCGACGCCGUGAGCCUGCGGCCCAGUUAUUUUGAGGCUGUCGAACAUCUGAUUGGUCUACUAUGCGCAAGCCAUCGAGCGAGGGAAGCCGUCAGUGUCAUCGAGUACGUGGAAAGCACUUUACGGUAUAUACCUGAAGAUGCGCAUACAUCAUGGGGCGAAUUGAGCGACGCCGAAAGUGACACGAGAAGUCACACCUCUAGUAUAGCCACUGUGGCUUCCUACGACAACGGUCACAGCGAUUUCGAUUUCGACUUCCAGCCACAAACUACACGUGCUGGCUCUGGAGUUCAAGUGCCUGGCUUUGGCUCGAGCGGAUUUGGCAUCCCUGGGGCGGACAAUGGGCGCAUGUUGGCACUCAUACAUGCCAAAGGAAAUAUGCUUUAUGCGCUGGGAAACAAUCAUGGUGCUGCAGCUGCUUUUGAAGAUGCGGUUCUUAUCGCUACCGGACAGAGAAAGCACGGCAUCAGAGGUCUUAUCGACGACAUUCUCAGAGCGUGUCUCUGCAAUAUCCGGGACCGAGAGUAUGUGCGUUCAAAGCUUGAAAGCAAAGAACCGAUAUUGCUUGCGCCCGAGCAUGCUGAGGCGACUGCCAAGCAUAUGUUUCCUCCAGAGGGUGAACUUCCUGGCUUGAAGCACGUCGCAACUGCGGUUGCUGUUGGGGCCGCGGUCUCGACGACAAGCAACUCUCUGCUUUCUCUGGCCAAAAUCUACCAGGAUGGAAUGUCCAGCGCAACCGACAUUGGAAGUUUAAAAUCACCCAGUACAAGAGAAAUCCUUGCUCUGUAUUAUCUCUCUCUAUCACUUCAAAGAAGUCCCUCUACUGCCAAUAACGUCGGCAUUCUGCUCGCAGGUGUUCAACAGAAUGUGCAUCCUGUUCAUCUUGCGGAAUCAAAUUUCUCUCAGAUUUCGAACAUACCGGGAGUCAUCGCUGGUAGCGGGGUUUCAUUAGCUUUGAUGUACUAUAACUAUGGCCUCAACAUUGAUCAGAAGCACGCUCAUCUGUUCACGAACUUGGGUAGUCUACUCAAGGAUAUUGGUCAGCUCGGGGCCGCAAUCAAAAUGUACGAACGGGCUGUGGGUUGCGAUGGGAACUUUGACAUCGCACUGGCAAACCUGGCGAAUGCGGUCAAGGAUCAAGGUCGAGUGGCAGAUGCCAUUGUCUACUAUAGGCGAGCAGUCGCCGCGAAUCCCGAUUUCGCGGAGGCUGUCUGUGGACUUGCCACAGCCCUAAACUCGGUGUGCAGCUGGCACGGGCGAGGUGGGAUUGUGUGUGCCGGCGACAGACUUCGCGACCGACUCCAUGUCAACGACCAAGGUAUGAAGCACGAACCAUCUCGUCCAUAUGGAUGGGUCAAUCGUAUCGUCGAAAUUGUCGAGAAACAACUCAAGGACGGUGAAACCUGGGGAUGUGGCACCCUGACUCCGAAUGUCAUCGACUCGCUUUCAACCCAGCUCACAGUGCACAAGGCAAAUUCUAGAGAGUAUGGAAGAUCUCAAGCAGUGGAGAUUUUGCGACAGUCACUUCGGAGCUGGUCUGGUCAGAAGUGGGAAGGUGCUCGGAUAGUACGAUUGGUCGAACGAGCCAUUCGUUACAUCGGAUGGCAAUGGUACCAGGAUCGAUACAAGCUGCAUCAAGAACAUCCAGCACGGAAGUACACGCGACCGUAUCUGCCUAAUACUCUCUCUCCGCCCUCGGCGCCGACCGUUCUUCCUUUCCAUACCUUUACGGCUCCAUUGUCAGCAAAACAGAUCAGACAGAUCUCACAGCGUAAUGCGCUACGUAUAUCUGUCUGUACACUGCGUUCUGCAUGGCUUCCGGCCACCGUAUAUCCACCUCCAGCACCACCCAGACCUCACCUCAACGUCGGCUACGUUAGCUCGGACUUCAACAAUCAUCCACUGGCACACCUGAUGCAGUCAAUCUUCGGACUUCACGAUACAUCCCGUGUCCGAGCUAUAUGCUACGCAACUACUGCAUCCGAUGGUUCCGUCCACCGACAACAGAUUGAACGUGAAGCUCCGGGAUUUUGCGACGCAUCUACCUGGAGCGUUCAACGACUUGUUAAUCAGAUCGUCAAAGACAACAUUCACAUCCUCGUGAACCUCAAUGGGUAUACUAGAGGCGCACGAAACGAAGUGUUUGCUGCGCGACCUGCACCAAUCCACAUGUCUUUCAUGGGCUUCGCUGGUACACUGGGGGCAGAAUGGUGUGACUACGUUUUUGCAGACACAAUUUCUGUACCUCCAGAAACACUUUCUCCUUGGCGACGCAAUGUGGACAUUGAGGACCGCUUAAGGCAAGAUUCAUUGGUCGAGGAUAUGGAGGACUGGGUAUACUCUGAGAACCUUAUCUUUGCUCGUGACACCUUCUUUUGUGUGGAUCACAAGCAGAGUGCACCUGAUGCCGACAAAGGCCCUCCAAACUUCAACGAUCCGGCGCAGCGUGAAGCUGCUUGGGAACACGAGCAGGAAGCACGCUGGAAGCUGAGAAAGGAGCUGUUUCCUACACUUUCAGAUUCGGCAGUGAUUCUGGGCAAUUUCAACCAAUUGUACAAAAUCGAUCCGGCCACGUUCGAGUCAUGGUUGCAUAUUCUGAAAAUGGUGCCAAAUGCGAUACUUUGGUUGUUGCGGUUUCCGGAUCUCGGCGAACAAAAUCUCUUGCGGUAUGCACGCGAAUGGGCCGAUCAGGACGUCGCAUCGAGGGUCAUUUUCACAGAUGUCGCUGCCAAAGGGGCACAUAUCACGCGAGCGGCAGUGGUCGAUUUGUUCUUGGACACUCCCGAGUGCAAUGCUCAUACUACCGCGGCUGAUGUGGCUUGGUCUGGAACCCCGAUUGUGACUUGGGGAAAAUGGAAAUACAAGAUGUGCAGCCGCAUGGCUGGGAGUAUUGUGGCAAGUGCUUUACCAGAAGGUCCCAAGGGCGAUGAAGCACGUCGCGAUCUGCUUGUUCGAAGCGAGAAAGACUAUGUCGACACCACAAUCGAUCUUGCUCGCGGUCUAAAGUAUCCCGUGAAGAAUUCAGCUAGCCAAAAAGUGGGCCGAGGAAAAGGUCGUCUGGUGGAAAUGCGCCGCAUGUUAUGGGAAGGACGUUGGACCAGUCGAUUGUUCGACACGAAGCGUUGGGUCAGAGAUUUGGAGGUGGGGUAUUGGUCUGCCUGGGAGAAAUGGGAAAAGGGCGAGGGAGGAGACAUUUGGCUGUAAACGGGCCUUAUAGAUGCCUGAUGCCUAUCACGAGAUCUCUCACACCACGAUUCUGCGUGGCAUUAAGAGAUAUACA